This is a messenger RNA of Nelumbo nucifera (sacred lotus), 2685 nucleotides long. RefSeq names its product SPX domain-containing membrane protein At4g22990. Gene Ontology annotation, molecular function: transmembrane transporter activity. The record is from RefSeq and is a predicted model, not a curated record. NCBI's taxonomy places the organism in Eukaryota, Viridiplantae, Streptophyta, Magnoliopsida, Proteales, Nelumbonaceae. Gene Ontology annotation, biological process: transmembrane transport. Gene Ontology annotation, cellular component: membrane.
UUUUUGCUUUAUAUAUAUAUAUAUAUAUAUAUAUAUUUUUUUUUUUCUGAUGUAAUGUAAUUCAAUCCAAGCCCUUAUAUUCUACUGGGUGUUCAUCCGCUUCAUUUUACCUUCGAAUUCGGUUGUGUCAGGAGCACGGAUUUGUAAGGUGAAUUUGGCUCCUGCAUAUCAUGAAGUAGUGUGAUUUUUAGAUUUUUGGAUUGAAGCCAUUGAAGUUUUGGUUCUGCUAGUCCAUCCCUCGAAAGCUCUGAGGGAGCAGUUGAAUCUCUAUUCCUGUUUCUCUCCUUGUUGAUGAUCAUCUAAGUUGCUCCCAAAUCCAUACGUACUAGAACAGCUAUUCUUUCCGUAUUCAGCUCCUAUUAGCAUAUAUCUGGUCUGGAUCUUAUUUUCAUAACAUUACCAACCAUAAAUCUGCACUGGUUUUACUGAAAGAUGGUUGCAUUCGGGAAAAAGUUGAAGGAAAGACAAAUUCAGGAAUGGCAGGGAUAUUACAUCAAUUACAAAUUAAUGAAAAAGAAAGUGAAACAAUAUUCUCAACAAAUGCAAGUGGGAGCUCAAGAUCGUCGUCAUGUUCUCAAGGAGUUUUCAAGAAUGCUGGAUACUCAGAUUGAAAAGAUUGUCCUCUUUCUGUUGGAACAACAAGGGCUACUUGCAAGCAGGUUAGCUAAGCUUGGAGAACAGCGUACUGCUCUUUUAGAGCAACCAGAUAUAUCCCAAAUAAGUGACUUACGAGAAUCAUAUAGAGCAGUUGGACAAGAUCUUUUGAAGCUUCUAUUUUUCGUUGAGAUGAAUGCUAUUGGUAUCCGUAAGAUACUGAAGAAGUUUGAUAAACGCUUUGGAUAUAGAUUCACUGAUUACUAUGUCACAACUCGUGCUAAUCAUCCAUAUUCUCAGCUGCAACAAGUGUUCAAGCAUGUGGGGCUUGGGGCUGUUGUUGGAGCCAUAUCUCGCAAUCUUGCAGAUCUUCAGGAUCGUCAGGGAAGUUAUUUAUCAAUUUAUGAUCAACCUACACUUACUGUCCAGGAUCCUGUUAUUGAUUCCAUAAAAGCAGCUGUAGACAGGUUAACACAUUCAACAAACUUCCUUCACUUUUUAGGACAACAUGCUCUUAUCAUGCAAGAGGAGUUGCCAACUCCAAUAGAGGAACAAAUUGAUGAUCAGAGAUAUAAUUUUAUGUCCCUUAUUUUGAACCUAGCAAACACAUUCCUUUAUAUGGUUAACACAUAUAUAAUAGUGCCAACAGCAGACAACUACUCCCUCAGUCUUGGAGCUGCAGCAACAGUUUGUGGUGUUGUGAUUGGGUCUAUGGCUGUUGCUCAGGUGUUUUCUUCAGUGUACUUCAGUGCAUGGUCAAAUAAAUCAUAUUUCAGACCUCUUGUGUUUAGCAGUAUUGUUCUUCUCGUGGGAAAUACCUUAUAUGCAUUGGCUUAUGAUUUUAACUCACUAGCAGUUCUUCUAAUUGGUCGUCUAUUCUGUGGAUUGGGCUCUGCAAGAGCUGUUAACCGCCGUUAUAUCAGUGAUUGUGUACCAGUUAAAAUACGCAUGCAGGCUUCAGCAGGUUUUGUUAGUGCAAGUGCUCUUGGGAUGGCAUGUGGUCCUGCUCUUGCUGGAUUACUCCAAACUAGGUUUAAGAUUUACAAAAUCACAUUUAAUGAGGAUACCUUACCUGGUUGGGUGAUGGCUCUGGCAUGGCUAUUUUAUUUACUGUGGCUGUGGAUUUCAUUUAAGGAACCUUCUCAUGAGAGUCAUGAGAACAAUGUAGCACAACAAGUUAGUACUGAAGCAGUUGAAAGCAAACUGGAAAAUGGCCUUACAAAACCUUUGCUUUUAAGUUCAGAAGAGAAGGAAAGAGAUGAAGAUGAUGACCAAGAAGUUGAUGGUAGUGAAGAAGCUCCUGAAGAAUCACAUAGACCUGCCACUUCAAUUGCGUCUGCAUAUCAUUUACUUACACCAUCUGUUAAGGUCCAGCUAUUGAUAUAUUUCAUGCUCAAAUAUGCAAUGGAGAUUUUACUUUCCGAAUCUAGUGUCAUUACAACAUACUAUUUUGGUUGGACAACCAGUUCAGUGGCAAUUUUUCUGGCAUGUCUUGGAUUAACAGUUCUUCCAGUAAAUAUUGUUGUUGGCAGCUACAUCAGCAACAUGUUUGAAGACAGGCAAAUUUUGCUCGCAUCUGAAGUGAUGGUGUGCAUAGGAAUACUGCUGAGCUUCCACAUAAUAAGCCCAUAUUCUGUGCCCCAAUACGUCUUCUCAGCCCUUGUCACAUUCGUAGCUGCUGAAGUUCUUGAAGGUGUCAACCUAUCGCUCCUAUCUCGGGUUAUGUCAUCCAGGCUUGCUCGUGGGACCUACAAUGGCGGACUACUUUCGACAGAAGCUGGUACAUUAGCUCGGGUGGUCGCAGAUGGCACUAUUACGCUGGCCGGGUAUUUGGGUGAAAGCAAGCUCUUGAAUGUUACCUUACUUCCUUCCCUCUUCAUCUGCAUAUGUUCCAUCAUUGCCACCUGCUUUACCUACAACUCCCUCUUCUGAUUUAUUUUCCUUGUAUGAAAGUUUCAAGCAUCUGUUGUUUUCUCCGAAGGGUUUUUCUUAGUCUUUUUUUUUUUUGUUUCAUGUCAAUGUUGUACAGGAAGUUAGAUUAUUUGUUGGUUUAAUAAAGUCUGCUUUCAGUCUUGCUUAUGGAGGGUUUCA